UAGGUGCGCACGGCGUUCACAUUUUGGCGUGGAACGAGUCGGCCAUUUUUGUUGCUUGACAUAGGAAAUAUAUUGUGUUUCUAUGUGUAACCUAGUGGUCUGAACUCAUUGAAUUCAUGGCCACGGCUGAAAGUGACAAGUCUAUUUUACAGUAGUGUGUUUUAAAUGGAGAUUUCACCCGAUUCGUCUUGUGGACUUCACUUUUUGACGGACCCAAGGGCACUACUUCACAGUCAACUCGGAGCUGUAUAUGACCCUGAUUAUCUUUAAAAAACAAACCAAACAGCGUCUACAGAAGACGAUACUGGUAGAGAUAAGUAGAUAGAUUGUGUAUGUAAAGAUCGAGAGCCUUAAAAUUUCGAAUGAAGCAACGUAUUUUGUAGUAAAGUGCUUCAAUCGUAGUCUCACCUGGACGUCAAAAAUAAUUUAUUCAACAUGUCGACUCGAACCCCACUGCAAACAGUUCAUGAAUCGGUAACAACCGAAUCAAGAAGCAGCAAUCGUCGGCAAACUGAUGACAAUGCCAACCCGAGAAUCUCGUCUUCUGGUCGAAGGACGGAUGAACCUCACAUCGGAAAAUACAGACUGAUUAAAACAAUUGGCAAAGGAAAUUUUGCCAAAGUGAAGUUGGCUAAACAUGUCCCAACUGGCAGGGAGGUUGCAAUCAAAAUUAUUGACAAGACACAGCUGAACCCGUCAAGUUUAAACAAGCUUUUCAGGGAAGUAAGAAUAAUGAAGAACUUGGACCAUCCCAACAUUGUGAAGUUAUUUGAGGUGAUUGAAACAGAAAAGACGCUGUACUUAGUGAUGGAAUAUGCAAGUGGAGGAGAAGUGUUUGACUAUCUUGUUGCCCAUGGAAGAAUGAAAGAAAAAGAAGCCAGGGCAAAAUUUCGACAAAUUGUGUCAGCUGUACAGUACUGUCACCAAAAGCAUAUAGUCCACAGAGAUCUUAAGGCUGAAAACUUACUUUUAGAUGGUGAUAUGAACAUAAAGAUUGCUGACUUUGGUUUUAGCAAUGAGUUUGUUCCUGGAAACAAACUAGACACAUUUUGUGGGAGUCCCCCUUAUGCUGCACCAGAGUUAUUCCAGGGGAAAAAAUAUGAUGGUCCUGAGGUGGAUGUUUGGAGUUUAGGAGUAAUAUUGUAUACUCUAGUCAGUGGUUCCCUCCCUUUUGAUGGACAAAAUUUAAAGGAAUUGAGAGAAAGGGUGUUGCGUGGAAAAUAUAGAAUCCCAUUUUACAUGUCAACAGACUGUGAAAAUUUGUUAAAAAAGUUUUUAGUAUUAAAUCCUACAAAGCGAGUUUGUUUAGAGAAUAUUAUGAAGGACAAGUGGAUGAAUAUAGGUUGCGAGGAUGAUGAACUUAAACCUUUUGUAGAGCCCCCUGCAGAUGUCCUUGACCCCUUGCGGAUAGAACUAAUGGUAAACAUGGGCUACACAAGACAGGCUAUAGAAGACUCUAUCACACAGCAGAAGUAUGAUGAUGUCCAGGCUACUUACCUUUUGCUGGGAAGGAGGACAACAGAUUUGGAGGGCAGUGACCGUUCUGGUAGUAGUCAGUCAUUACGACAUUUAGGACAGAUAUCAUCCAAUAGGCCUCACAGUGAAAACACAACCAACAGUCAGUCUCCUAACAAAGUGACGCGGAGUCAGUCUGCUACCAGUAGUGGCACUAAUCAAGGCAGGCGACGAUACAGUCAAGGCACAGAAAAUAAUGGUAGUAUCAAACAAAAUAAUGGUGGUAUCAAACGUAAGUUCACAGAAAAUAAUGGUGGUAUCAAACUUAAUAAGUUCACAGAAAAUAAUGGUGGUAUCAAACGUACUACAGGACCAUCCAGCUCUCAAUCAUCAUCACACACCCCUCGUAGACAAAACACCAUUGAUUCUUCCUCAACCAAGGAAAAUGCCCUGUCAGGACGUAAAACUCCCUCAGGAGGUUCAGUCAUGGAAUCUCCUAAGAGAUCUCCUUUUGUACGAGAGAGUAUCAAAGGACAACAGAUCAGCUCCACACCAACCCGCUCUACAAUGCCCAAAAAGCUAAGUUCAUCUCAGACCUCAUCUUCCUCCUCUGCAGCCAAGAACAGUACCAUUCACAGUAGUAUACCACGCCGCACAGGCCGCAGUGAGACUUUCAGUCCAGGAGAUGUACGGGUCCAGCCUUCCCAGGAAAAACCAGCCCGCACAACUAAUGGCCAGGAUCUCAGAGGACCAAUGUCCAAUUCCACUGGUGGUACAGAAAAUCCAUCUGUUCGGCCCAAAAGUCAUGUAAAGUCUGCAAGUCUAACACAGUCUCAGGUUGCCCGUGUUACAGACCUACCUCCGCUGAGUGAUGGUGACAACUUUCGACCAACGACUGCCCCUGGAAAAACUUUACCUGUAUCUCCUGUACCACCCAAAAGUUAUCUGAAUAGAACUGUACUCAGAAACACAUUCCAUGGUGGUCCAGUGAGAGACAGACGGCAGCCCAGAACAUACAAUGGACCCGAGCAAACUCAGGACACCUCUGCCAUGAGUGCGGCAGGUCGCAUGUCAUUUUUCAAUAAACUAAGUCAAAAAUUCAGCCGCAGGGAUAACACAACUUUGAGUGGGGAGAAAAUGGAACAUAAAGCAUUGAGUCGUGAACUCAAAUUGUUCCGCAGGUCAGUUGCAGAGGGCCAGUCAGAAAACCCAAUGGUCAAGCCAAGGUCUCUGAGAUUCACAUGGAGCAUGAAAACUACUAGUUCAAUGGACCCUAAUGACAUGAUGAAAGAAAUAAGGAAAGUGUUAGAUGCCAACAAUUGUGAUUAUGAACAGCGAGAAAAAUUCUUGUUACUGUGUGUACAUGGUGAUCCAAACACAGACAGCUUAGUGCAAUGGGAAAUGGAGGUCUGUAAGCUCCCGAGACUCUCCCUCAAUGGAGUACGAUUCAAACGGAUUUCAGGGACCUCUAUAGGGUUUAAGAACAUCGCUUCAAAAAUUGCCAAUGAACUUAAACUGUGAUGCCAUGUUAAAGUGCUGGAGUGUUGAAUGGAAUCUAUGGUUGCCACUGAAGCAGGUCUUAGUGGUCUGAGACCUGAACCAAACAGCCCUAUGUGAGCAAUGGUCAGUGGACAAAUGAUAGAUAUUAACUUGUCUGUGGUAAAAUUUAUAUAUUACAAUCGCAUUAACAGAUUUUUAUUUUGUACAGAUGUGUAAAGAAAAUAUAAUGUAUUUGUAUGAUAAAAUAAAUGGAGCCCAUGCUAAAUGCAGGAAUGGUAAUAUGUACACAAGUACAGUAUAUGUAUAUUUAAGACUUGUAUGAAUGAAAGAAAGAAGGUUGGUUGUGAAUGUGAGCAUGUAUGUGAUAAACUUGGAGGGAUGGGCACUGGAGCAGAUGAUUACUGCCGAAGUUUGAGAGUUUUUCACAAGCUAAAACUGGAUAGACAUUAUUUACAUGUUCCUGUGAUGACAUGUUAAUAAAUGUUACUGAGACAGAUUGAUUUCAUAUGGAUCAACUAUUUAUCAGUCUUGCCAUUGUUGUAAUAUAGUUUAGAAAAAUGCACUUGAUGUACUUCACAGGAGUGAUUGUACUUUGUGUGUUUUAUCAUGUGACAGUCUCAUCCCUCAAAAGUUUUACUUGUCCAGUGCAAUUUACUUUCCAAAGGUAAAAAAAAAAUGUGAACAAAUGACACAGGUGAUGUUCUUUUAUAUAUUAAAUGUUUUAAAAUGUGUCUGCAUGUGUAUGCUAUAUGCUUCCAUGAAAUGAUUUUAAACCCCAUAAAGAAAGAGAGCCCACCAAUGCUUAUUGCAUAGGAGAUGUUCCCAUGGUAUUUCAGCAUGUUUUAUGUCUGUCACAAUUCUUUGAUUUCAUGGACAUUUGGAUAAAAUCACAAAUGAGAUUAAAUUUGUAGAAGUAGGGGACAGUAUUCUGCAGGGCUUAAUUGCCAGGAUCAGUUUGGCUUUUAUUAUAAUUUCCUCUGUUUUCAAAGUGAAUUUUUAUGCAUUAAUGUUUAUAUAAUGUAAUUGCACUUCCCUUAGAAAAAAAUAUUUUGUCACUCUAUGUCUUGUGUAAUUUUUUAUUUCAAUCAAACUGAAUAACAAUGGUCAUGUUGUUUAGCAACAAGUAGAAAUUGUUGUGUUCAUCAGACAGAAAGGACUUUCAGUGCUUAAAAAAGAAAUGAGAUUCUGAUAAAAAUGUAAAGAAAAUCAAUUUUUCUCUAGUAAGAUGGGUAAUUUUGUUCUUUAUUCACUUGGGAUUUUUUUUUCUUUACAUUUCUGUUUUUGAAACAGGUUGCUCUGCACAAAAUAUUGUUAACAAUAUCACCUUGUUCAUAUACCAAGCAAUUGUGCCAAGGAUAGUCGUUAUUUCCAGUUUUAUAUGUAUCACUUGCACACCAGGUGAUUAGAAAUGGAUGCAUUGGUUGUUUGUUCCUUUUUCAUAUAGCAUUUUACAUAGAUCUAAUUCAUGUAUCUUACAGUCUAGAUUCUGGUUAAUAUCCUGAAUAACUUAAUUGUGGACCAAACAUUUUUUUUUAUCUCUUUAGUGAGUAAAAGUCUCAGCACAUUAGUGUUUAUUUAAAUUUGAAGGGGGGGGGGGGGGGUCAUAGGCAAAUACAGAAUCUUUUGUAGAAUUUGUGUAUGCUGUUGUUUCUACUAGAAUUAUUCUCUGAGAAAAUGGGGUUUAUUGGGGGGUGGGGGGUGUAUUUAUUUUUGGUGUACUAAAUCAUAUUUGUUUUUAACUGGUCCAUGUACUUAAAUUAAUCUGCAAGUCCAUCAAGUCUACUCAGGAAGGAAGAUUUUCAUCAUUUUUGUCUCGCUGCAUCAUGCACAGCAGGGUGUUUGGUAGGUACACAUGUGGUCAUGGAAAUUGUGAUAAAUGAAAGGUUUUUAUUUUGAACAUCAGACAUUUGUUAGCGAUUCAUUAUCUUUAUUCAGGCAUCUGAAUAGAUUGUAUUGUUUUUAUGCUUUUGAGUAAUAUAACUGUGGUGUAACAGUAAUCGUGUAGGAUGUAACACUGUAUAUCUAACCCCCAAACAUGCAUGGAAACAGGACAAUCCUAUUUUGAUGUCUGGACUUUGUUGUUUGUUACCCAGGAUCAGGAGUUCACCCUAUCAGAAAUUAAUAAUCUUUUUAUCAAUUGUCAUACAGUUACUUUUAGUUCAUCAUAAAUAGUGAACAGGCAAUUAAAAUUUUCAUGAAAUGAA
Molecule: messenger RNA, 5159 nt
Organism: Ostrea edulis (European flat oyster)
Lineage: Eukaryota; Metazoa; Mollusca; Bivalvia; Ostreida; Ostreidae
Product: MAP/microtubule affinity-regulating kinase 3-like
Exons: 21
Coding region: 436-2976 (846 amino acids)
Biological process (GO): protein phosphorylation; intracellular signal transduction; microtubule cytoskeleton organization
Cellular component (GO): cytoplasm
Molecular function (GO): ATP binding; protein serine/threonine kinase activity; tau-protein kinase activity
Source: RefSeq, a predicted model, not a curated record